AUGUCACCAGGACAGGGAACGAAUGAAUAUGGAAGCUGCCACAUAGCAAAGAUUACUUGCAAUGCUCUCAAGAGGGAAGGAAUAGAGUGUGUAGCAUGCACCAAGUCAAGCAAGAAGUGUCACCACAAGAGUCACAAAACACCCCAAGCCAAGGCCAUGGACACUGUGGACCGACAAGCCACUAUGUUAGGCCAGUUGGAUAAGAAACGUCGUAGAGAUUACUCUGAAGAUGAGGAGUCUGAUGUUGAACCACCAACCAAGUCCAACAAGCACGGCAAGUCUCCAAAUGCUCAACCCAACCCAAGUGAGAUUGCUCUCACCAAGGUUGCAGAUGAGCUCACUGCUCAACUCAAGAAGUUGACCUCGUUGAACCAACAAAGCUCCAAAGAGAUUAAUCUUGCUCGCCAGAACCAGAGAGUCGCGAACAUCACCAAUUUCGCUCAUAGCAUAAGGGCUUCACCUAUAUCGCCUGGAGUCAACCAGGCCUUAAGCAACAUGCUCGAUGUUGGAAAUCUGGAUGCCCAGAUCAGGUCAUCGAUUGAAGACAUGAGGAGGAGAAUGGCCCAAGGCGAGUCACCAAUCAACCCGCCCAUCACCUCCACAACGUCCACCUCAAGCUCGUCCACGACGUCCACGACUUCCACCUCACCGAUGUGCCUAACACCGAAGUCGAUUCAAGAACUGUUGGAGAGUAGUACCGCCAACAACGAUGACCUCAACCGGAUGCUUACGUUGUCCAAACAGUUGCACUACAUUGUCUCACCCAUCCCCAAUAAUGUAGAUGUCAAUUUGAUCCUGUAUUCGCUCAUCAUUGAUCGAUCGAAGACCCAGAGGGACAAGAAGACCAACGAACUCUACAUCGAUGGUUACCGCGUUCAGGAGGAGCCAACGGGUCCACGUAUCUCGGACUAUCUAUUGGAGUACAGGGAACCCAGAGCUCAAGACAGCCCCUACAGACCGAUCAAAAGGGAGCCAUCCAAUCUAGUCGAAGAUGCAAUCAACUGCGACGAGGAUGACGAAGUGGAUGAGGAGGCCAUCUACGUCAAGAGAGAGCAACAGCAACAGCAACAGCAACAGCAACAGCAACAGCAACAGCAACAGCAACAGCAACAGCAACAGCAACUGAAACGGUAG
Messenger RNA from Acytostelium subglobosum LB1, 1134 nucleotides. RefSeq lists its product as hypothetical. The transcript has 3 exons. Gene Ontology annotation, cellular component: nucleus. The coding region runs from base 1 to 1134 and encodes 377 amino acids. Gene Ontology annotation, biological process: regulation of transcription by RNA polymerase II. The record is from RefSeq and is a predicted model, not a curated record. Gene Ontology annotation, molecular function: transcription cis-regulatory region binding. NCBI's taxonomy places the organism in Eukaryota, Evosea, Eumycetozoa, Acytosteliales, Acytosteliaceae.